AUGCGCACCGUUUUCACUCCAGGUACUUCUGGUGUACCUGUUGCCCAACAACCACCAAAUCCAGCGCCCCCCAUGCCCAACAACACAUUCGCCUAUCUCCAGAGAAUGGGCCCUCCUCAAGUGCCACAGCCCCGUCCGCAGGUCGACAACAACAAAACGAACAAACCACGCCCAGCUCAAGUCGAUCCAAAUGCCGAACAGAAGUCGUCAAAGGGCGACGGCCGUGUGUCGAAGAAGUCGGACCGCCGCGGGCGGCCCAAGAAGAUUAGCGACGACCUGACGCAGAAAAUGAUCCGCCUGUUGGAGAACUCAAAUGACGAUGUCUCCUUGGAAGAACUAGGGCACGCCGUUGGAGUCGACGGCGUACAUCUGCAAACGAUACGGAAUUAUAUGAUCAAGGAGGGCUACUGCAAGCGAAUUGCGUGCCAGCAAAAGUGGCUGACGAACCACGCGCGAGAGAUGCGAAUGCAGUAUGCUCUGGCACACCAGAGGUGGCAGAACGAAUGGCGGUCGGUCUUGUUUAGUGACUGUGUGAAUUUUGGUCUGGGGACUACGCGAAAAGCAAAAGUUUUCAACCGCAAGGACGAGCGACUUUGCGAAGAGUGCCUCCAGUCGAGGGAAGGCAUCGACAAAUCCAUAUUCUAUUGCUGGGCCAUGGUGGGCUACGACUACAAGAGCCCGCUGGUCUUCCUCAACACCGAAGAUGCCGACCACCCUGUCCUUAGCCAGCAUGAUUAUAUCUCUCAAAUACUACAGCCCAACGUCCAACCCAUCGCGUCGGUAAAGCGGUUCGUAUACCUCGACACGGGGAGCACAGGCCAGGCACCGGGUCAGAACAUGGUUCACGCCUAUCUAGAAUCAGUACACAUUCCCUAUCUUCGCAAUCCAGAAGCAUCGCCUGACCUCAAUAUCUUCAAAGAUGUCAUGCUCAUCUUAAAGAAAAGGCUCCAAAAGAGGAGUAUCGGCGACAAAAUCCAACUCAAGAUCGCCGUCCUCGAAGAGUGGGACAAGAUAACGACCAAAGAGAUCAACAAACUGGUGGAUUCAAUGAAACCACGAAUGGAGAAGCUCUUGGCUCGAAAAGGGAUGCCCCUAUAG
Talaromyces rugulosus is the source of this 1098-nucleotide messenger RNA. RefSeq lists its product as uncharacterized. The record is from RefSeq and is a predicted model, not a curated record. The coding region runs from base 1 to 1098 and encodes 365 amino acids. Gene Ontology annotation, molecular function: nucleic acid binding. NCBI's taxonomy places the organism in Eukaryota, Fungi, Ascomycota, Eurotiomycetes, Eurotiales, Trichocomaceae. The transcript has a single exon.